Xyrauchen texanus (razorback sucker) is the source of this 1974-nucleotide messenger RNA. RefSeq lists its product as uncharacterized. The record is from RefSeq and is a predicted model, not a curated record. The transcript is spliced from 13 exons. Bases 301 to 1803 code for a protein of 500 amino acids. NCBI's taxonomy places the organism in Eukaryota, Metazoa, Chordata, Actinopteri, Cypriniformes, Catostomidae.
UUAAACCGUUAAACAGUUUUGCACCAGUGCUGUGUUCAGGAUUCUUUUGGGCGGGGCUAAAACGGUGGCUCGAUGACGCACUGGACCCACCGAGGCAGGCCCCUCCCGUAACAAUAUGACUAGAGCACAUUCGGUUCAGUUUGCCAUUCAAUCACGAGUUACAGUCAGACUCAGUACUAGUUUCAACAGCCUACAGUUAGCAAAGUCAUCGACUACCAUCGUUUAAAUACGUUGACCAGAGCAUAACCUGUCAUCUUCACCCAAGAGACCUACUGUUGGACAAUUCUUUUUGCUUUAAAGAUGCUGUUUGCCAUUGUUCAAUUUAUCAACGAGGAUGAUCUGCCAUUUGCAGUGGUUCCGCAAGUGUGGCUCAGCAAUGACAUGUGCUAUUGGCCCCCAUUUGACCUCCGCAAAAAAGACAAGGGAAACAAUUUAGCCAUCCGCUGUACGUCUCCACACAGCACCUGGGAGAAACAUCAUUUUAAGUUUAUGAAGGGAGCAGAAUCUUGGCAAGAGGCAAUGAGAUAUUUGGUGCGCUUCCAAACAGGUUCCAGCGUUGAAACGACGGAUGAUGACAAGAAGGGAAAGCGAAAGAGAAGCUUAACUUCCAAGUACAGACCCCAGGCCUCUUCUGAUGAAGAGGAGUCUUGUCUUCCAGAUGCACCAGCAGUGCUGUCGUUUCAGCAACCUCUUUUGAGCUUUGAAAACCUUGUUCCCAGUAACAAGGUUUCAGUGCUGCCCGAUGCUCCAGAGGUUGCAUCGAUUCCAGAAAACCAGGAAAAUGUUGAGCCAUCUGUAGAUUUCAGAGCUGUUUCCUCUUUCUCAGAACCAGGUUUCUCCCCAGUAAUCCAGACUCCACUUCACAGAGCCAAGAGUUUGAGUACAAGACACUUGACGGGUUACUCACCGCAGCAGUUUGUGGAUGAAAGGUGUCGAGCUCGUCAAGUACUAAGCUUUACACCCCCAGCAGCACAUUUACCCUGGCAGCAUAUGGGUGAAAACGCUGGAGGACAAAGUCAUCGCUCAGGUAUUGGCCCUUGGACUCCCCUGGCACCUCGUGUACAGCAUGAAGUUUUCUGCUAUGAAGAUUUCCAGAGACUCCAGAAUGAGAACCAAGCCCUGAGGGAUGAGAACCAAGCCCUGAGGGAUGAGAACCAAGCCCUGAGGGAAAGCAAUGCACCAGCAGCUUCGGAUGACAGCGGAUCACUUCAGGAGCAGGUGAAGCAAGUUGGGACAAUGUUAAAGACGUUUGCUCGCACUGGGCAAUCAGGUGCAGAUCAGACCCUAAUUCUGCGGCGUCUUGGAGAGUUUGGCGAUGUUGUGCGAAGCAUGGACAUCAAAAUGGACACUAUGCUGCAACAUUUUAGUGCCGGUGUGUCCGUUGGAGGGUUAUCCCUGCCAGGGGAUCUGUUACUCCCACUAGACACCCAGGACGAUUUAGCGUUGCUUGACAGCAGUCUGAGGCAGGAUAAAGAGCUCCAGCAACGAUUUCUUCGGUUUUUGGCAAUCAAGUGUGGGAGGGACCUCAAGACAACUGUGUGGCGAAUGCUUGAGAGUAUCUUCUCUAAUCGCCUUUCCAUUAACACAACCUGGACUGGUGCAGGGGAAAAAGCAUGUUUUAGAGACAUGUUCCUGAAGACCAUUGUUCAAAGAGCCAUCCGGAAGAACUCGGCAACCCAGGAUGCCACUGAUGAGGCGAUCCAGGUUAACGUUACGCGUUACCUGAAAGGAGCAGCUGACCGUGAAGGUGGAAAAAGGCGCCGCACAGCUGAGAGGGACCCACAGCCGACCCCUCAAACCUAGGCUGACUACCGACACCCCUGCUAAAAGUGUCAGACUAAACUCACUCAAUCCACACUCUUCACUAGAAAUUGCUGUUUUUUUUUUUAUUUUUAUUUUUAUUUUUCCCCAUCUCGUGACCCUGCCUUCAGGGCAGCUCCUUGGAUGAAUAUGGGAUGUUUUUUUUUUUUUUUU